UAUUAUGAUAAAAUCAUGGGAGCUCGGGGAACAAGAUCCAUUUAUUUGUGAUUACAGCCGAGCAGCACAUGGUACAGAGAGAAGAGAGACUCUGAGUGUGUUACACAUGCCCUCUCAUGCUGGCAGAUGGUUGUGGUUCUGAUGCUGCCUCCUUUAUAGAUAGAGCCAAGAAACUGGUCCUUUUCAGAAAAUUUCAUCUACACUUUGCCAACAUUGAGCACAGACUGAUGGAUUUCCCAGCAUCAGGGAGCUGAGCUGGUAUGUCAACUGCCUUUCUCUGCCGAACUCAUCCUCCUCAUUCAAAGGGUAUUCUCUCUCUCUCUCUCUCUCUCUCUCUCUCUCUCUCUCUCUCUCUCUCUCUCUCUCUCUCUCUUCAAAAAACAUUGGGGGAGAGAGUAGUUUUUUAGAAAAAUCUAGGAAAGCAUUUUAUGUGAAAUUUCUUACAAGGAAGUAAGAAAACGGAGAACUCUGGCAGGACAAAGAGGAAACACAGCCAGUGCGAGUGAGUGGAGACAGGAGCCGUGUUGAGGUGGGAGGGACGUAACUGAGUGAAAAUUGGGCUCUGUGUCUUAUGACUGACAGACUUCUAUGCAGAAAAUAUCCCCAGAAUCAUCAUGUUUUAUUGUUGUGUUGCUAUGUCAACAAAAGCUAGCAUUUUGCACCUGUGUUGUGUGAUAUUCUACACGUUACUGAGCCAGCUUAGACCUUUGAAUUUCCGCACAUUCAGAAACUUAAUUCAUAUGUUCUUAAAGAGGUGUUUGCUUCUAAGUGUGCAUUUGGGAAGAAUGGCCCUGCAAAGACUAUUUUACAAUGUGCUUAAUAUAACAAACAAAAUCUUAAUAUUGAGAUUCUGAAAGAUAAAUAGUACAGGCUUUCUUUUAUAUGCAGACUUUUGAUUUAAAUUUGUAUGUAAUAUAUAGAUGUACUUAUGAAACUAGAAAGGGGACCAUGGACCAUGGCAGGGGAGAAGAGAUCUUCAGGCAGUGAGAGCAAAAGAGAAGGUAAUGGAAUGCAUAAGGGUAAGGAAAUGGGCAGGAGGAGGACUAUGUGGGGAAGAGGGAGAGCAGACAGAUGGGAGUGAGGAGCAGACAGAUGGGAGUGAGGGGGUGUGGAGUCAGCAAGGAAGAUAAGAGCAAAGUGUGUAGGAAAAUGCCUGAUGAAACACAGUGUACUGCAUGCCAACUCAAAUAUAAUAAGAAAACUCUGUCUUUGAGACAACUAUAUUCUCUGAGACCAUGACUAGAAAUCUGAAAGCCAGAAGUCUGGGUGACUUAACUGUAUUGUUUUUGCUAAUCCUGACCUGGUUAACCAGUUUAAAUACUACCUGUAGUAUUCCAUCUGUAUAAACCUAUUGUCUAUAUAGACUUGGAAUGUUAAAUUCCUUGUUUGGCUCAAUGAACUUUGUAAAUAUCAAUUACCAGCCUAAUUGAAGGAGAAUGGGAUUAUUUUCAACAUUCCCAUUUUUACUCAUGAUGUCCGACAAGUCACUUUAUCUUACUGAAGUUCCUGCUGGCUUUUAAGAGGCAGCUCAUUCAAAGGUGCAGUUAGUGAACCACAGAGGGGUGGUCUGUGUGAUAUGACGUAGCAAUGGCGAAAUUAUCUCUGUGGAACUACGAGAUCUUGUGUAAUUUCCCCAAAAUGGUCAGUCAUAGUUAGGGGAGUGGUGGGCUCCAUUUGUGUCUGAAAGGGUCUCACAGAGAGGCCAUCAUUUAAAUUUAGGACAGGCAUCACCUUCAGCACUAAAGCAACGUAAAGGGAGCCGACCUGACCUAAGAGUUUUCAUGUGGGGUCCUUUGAUUUCUUCUCAUUCGAACAGGGAUGGCUCAGUAGCAGGCAUGGGACCCCAGAACUCCAGCACCAUAGCUGAGCUGGUCCUUGUGGGGUUUUCUGAUCACCCCCAGACUGAGAUUCCCCUCUUCCUCUUCUUCUCCCUGGUCUACCUAGCGAACUGUCUGGGGAACAUGGCUGUCAUCACGUUAGUGGCUCUAGACUCCUCUCUGCAGACACCCAUGUAUUUCUUCCUCUGCCACCUGGCUUUCCUCAAUGGAUUCUUCAGCACAGUUGUGACUCCAAAGAUGCUCUUCAAUUUUCUUGCAAGCAGGAAGGUCAUCUCUUACCCAUUCUGCCUGGCUCAGACCUACCUCACUCUAUUCUUGGAGUCAACUGAGUGCUUUCUCCUUGCAGUGAUGGCCAUAGAUCGCUACGUGGCCAUCUGCUAUCCGCUGAGGUACCUUCUCAUCAUGAGCUGGGCGGUGUGUACAGCUCUGGCAGUGGCAGUCUGGGUCACAGGCUUUUGUGCCUCAGUUAUACCUCUCUACAUCGUAAUCCUUCCACUCUGCGGUCCUUACGUUGUUGAUUAUCUUUUCUGUGAACUGCCUGUCCUUCUGCACAUGUUCUGUGCAGACACAUCUCUGCAGGAGGCCACGAUGGCCAUCGGAGGGGCUGGCACAGUGCUACUCCCUUUCCUCCUGAUCGUCCUCUCCUACCUUCGCAUCUUGGUGGCUGUGAUAAGAAUAGACUCAGUUGAGGGCAGAAAAAAGGCCUUUUCAACGUGUGCUUCACACUUGGCUGUGGUGACCAUCUAUUACGGAACAGGGCUGAUCAGGUACUUAAGGCCCAAGUCCCUCUACUCCGCCGAGGGAGACAAGCUGAUCUCUGUGUUCUAUGCGGUCAUUGGUCCAGCACUGAACCCGUUCAUCUACAGUCUGCGGAACAAGGAAGUGCAGAGUGCCAUGAGGAGAGUGAUUGAGAGGUACAAAAAAGGCACAAGAAUCACAUUCUAGAACCCUCAGGAGAAGAGCAUUGUAUUCAUUUGCCUAACAGGUUCACGCCCACAUUCUGUGAGACUAAACCUCACCAGUGGCAAUUUCCGCUUGCCAGAACUGCUGAUGAAGAGACUCAUAUUUUGACAGAUUCCCCCCCCCAAAACUUUUUGUUUCAUAUUUGUCACUUCUAUGGGAAAAUAUUGAUGUGCAUUAAUAAGGAGUCAACGUGUCAUCUGUCAGCUCAAUCAAAUAUGGAUAAGAACUAAGAAUAUACAUGAGCACAUGAACUUCAUGUCAACAAUGUUGUCACUGACCACAUU
Messenger RNA from Peromyscus maniculatus bairdii (prairie deer mouse), 3085 nucleotides. The record is from RefSeq and is a predicted model, not a curated record. NCBI's taxonomy places the organism in Eukaryota, Metazoa, Chordata, Mammalia, Rodentia, Cricetidae.